This is a messenger RNA of Haliotis rubra (blacklip abalone), 532 nucleotides long. Its product is annotated as perlustrin-like. The transcript is spliced from 3 exons. The record is from RefSeq and is a predicted model, not a curated record. NCBI's taxonomy places the organism in Eukaryota, Metazoa, Mollusca, Gastropoda, Lepetellida, Haliotidae. The coding region runs from base 47 to 451 and encodes 134 amino acids.
ACCCAUAUAAGCAACGCAGGUGCCUGUGUUGUAUUAAUCCUGUUGCAUGAAUCGUCCAAGUCUUGUAAUCAACUCGUGCAAGACAGUUUGCAAGAUGAUGUUGGGUGUCUUUGUGUUCCUGAGUCUUGCCCUGUAUUCCGAUGCCUUGACUUGUACUAGCUGUGAAGAUGUUGCUUGCACGACCGUCGGUUUACCCUGUCAACCUCCGAACUACGUGUACGCCCCUUGCGGUUGUUGCCCAAAAUGUCCACUUGAGCUUGGACAACCCUGCGGAAGCUUGACACAAAGGUGCCAGUUUGAUCUUUGGUGCUUUAAGUCAAGUGGUAACAAGAUAGAAGCGUAUAAAAACGUGCCAAAUUUUCCCAGUUUCAAGGGGUGUGUGCCCAUCUCGACAUCUCUACAAACUAAAACUCUCCAGUGUCAGUUAAGAAAAAAAACUCUGAUCACGUGAAGACCAUUCACUAUUUCUAUCAGUAAUGCAUUUAUGUAAAAUGUGCCCUCUGUAAAUAAAUCACGGUUUGUUCUUGAAAAA